UCAGAAUCCUCUCCCGGCAGGGGUUCAUUAACCACAACCCCCGCCCCCCGAAUCCCGCGCAAGGGGGGAUGGUUGUGAUCUGACCCCUCCAGAUAUCUUCUGUUCAUCUGCUACACUUGCCGUAGUGGCAAGACAGACCACCUACCUUCAGAGCGUCAUACGUCUUUAUCAUGGCGCCGAUUCCCGAUACAGAAGUGACUGGCUGGGUGGACGGCCCCAACGACCGCGGCACGAUCGAUAUCAUCUGGGGCUGCUGUUUGGUUCUUUCCACCGCUCUAUGGACGGUGCUACAUCUGAACAUUCCCGGGUCGGACGAUACCACGAUGACUGUCCUUUGGCGCAAGAUCCGCUGGGGCACCUUUGCCAUUCUGGCCCCCGACAUGCUCGUCGGGUUCUCGGCCAUGCAGUGGCAGUCGGCCCAGGAGUCUGUCACCCAGAUGCAUAGUCUUGGCUACAAGGAGUGGACCCUGAAGCACGCCUUCUAUGCUAACAGCGGGGGUUUCCUCCUGCGCUCGACCGACUACCCCCCCUUUCCUGUCACCGCCACCUCCAUCCAUUAUCUGCUCGAAACCGAGCAUAUCGACUGCCCCACCAUAACUGCCGAUGAGAUCUGGGAUAAGAGCAAGGCUGAUACCUUUGCCAAGUGCGUGGCCUUGGUGCAGGGCGUCUGGCUGGUGGUUCAGUCCAUCGCCAGGGCGGUGGAGGGCCUCGCCGUCAGUCCCCUGGAGCUGUUCACCAUUGCAUUCGUUCUCUCCACCAUCACAACCUACUACUUCUGGAUGAACAAGCCGCAGAACGUUGGCGUGCCCACCUUCAUCGACCUCAAGACCGGGUCCGUCAACAACUUAGUCAACAGUGCCGGCCACUUCAACCUAGAGCCCUUCCGGGAAACCCCGCUAGAUUUCGUGGAGAAGCCGAUGCAACGGUGGCAACGUCGGCCCACACUCGAGCAGUUCCGUCCCCAGGACCAGCCUCUGCGGCGCAUGCCGGACGACAAGAUCGUGUUCAACGGGCUCUGCCAGAGUGCCUGGGCCCUGGUUUGCUUCCAAGCCAUGGUGCAUCCUGCGCUUCAUCUCCUGUGCUGGAACCACGUGUUCCCGACCAAGACUGAACAGACACUGUGGCGAGUGAUGAGUGUGUUUCUGGCUUCGGGUCUGCCCCUGUCGAGCGGCCUCCGGAUUCUCCUCACGGCCUGCGGCUUCCACGGUCACCAGUCCCUCACCUGGAUCUGGGUCCAGCCGGGAUCCAAGGAGGAACGAGGGUGGCGUGAGUGGGUGUUGGACGUGAUCAUGUCGUUCAUCAGUGCUUGCCUGGUACCUGCCCGGUUGUACAUUAUCAUUGAAGCCUUUAUUAGUCUACGACGACUCCCAGCCAGCUCGUACGUGACAGUCGAGUGGACCAAUUUCAUUCCGCAUGUAUGACAGAAGAGAAGACAAGAAAAG
This is a messenger RNA of Aspergillus heteromorphus CBS 117.55, 1442 nucleotides long. RefSeq lists its product as uncharacterized. Bases 171 to 1421 code for a protein of 416 amino acids. The transcript has a single exon. NCBI's taxonomy places the organism in Eukaryota, Fungi, Ascomycota, Eurotiomycetes, Eurotiales, Aspergillaceae. The record is from RefSeq and is a predicted model, not a curated record.